This is a messenger RNA of Beta vulgaris subsp. vulgaris (sugar beet), 1388 nucleotides long. Its product is annotated as transcription repressor MYB6. Bases 347 to 1339 code for a protein of 330 amino acids. The record is from RefSeq and is a predicted model, not a curated record. The transcript has 2 exons. NCBI's taxonomy places the organism in Eukaryota, Viridiplantae, Streptophyta, Magnoliopsida, Caryophyllales, Amaranthaceae.
GCUACCAAAAUAGAACAACAAGCUACAUAUAUCCUACAUGCUGUAUAAUGGAUUAAUGGUCUAAUAUGAGUGCACCAUAAGUUAAAUAUUUCCAGCUAAUAUAGCUACGUACUUUUCUAUCAUCACCUCUCUUAUGAAGUUUAAAUUUCCACAGUUCCAUAAUACACUUCAUCAACUAUAUUCUUUAUUGUUAACUUUUAGACUAGAGUAAAAGAAUCAUUAACAUAUUUAACCAUGUAAGUAAUUAUAAAUACACUAGUAGUUUUCCCAUAUGAUUAGAAGAGUAAUUACCUAGGACUUCACUAAUCACUCCUUUGUUUGCUUGAAGAAAAAAGAGAGAAAAAUAAUGGGUCAUCAUUGCUGCAGCAAACAAAAAGUUAAGAGAGGUUUAUGGUCUCCUGAAGAAGAUGAAAAACUUGUUAGUCACAUUACUAUUCAUGGUCAUAGUUCUUGGAGCUCUGUUCCUAAAUUAGCAGGACUCCAAAGGUGUGGAAAGAGCUGUAGAUUAAGGUGGAUAAACUACUUGAGGCCAGAUUUGAAGAGGGGCUCAUUUACUGAAGAAGAAGAAAGAAGCAUAAUUGAAGUGCAUAGAAUUCUAGGCAAUAGAUGGGCUCAAAUAGCCAAACAUCUCCCAGGUAGAACAGACAAUGAAGUGAAGAAUUUUUGGAAUUCUUGCAUCAAAAAAAAGCUCCUUGCUCAAGGCUUAGAUCCAAACACUCAUAAUCUUCUCCCUUCUAACAAAAAAAAGUCCAAAACUAGUAGUAAUAAAGCUACAAAAUUUCCUAAUUAUCAUCAUCCAAUUUCAUCAAAUUCUACCACAUUAGUUUUCUCUAAUGAUCAUGAUCAACUUCAAACUUGCUAUUCUCCAAAUGAUAAAACAGUGUUGCAAAAUACAAUCAACUUUGAUUGUAACUCCAAUGUGACACAAGUUUAUGAUAAUAAUGCACCAAUUACAGAAUUGUCCACCCAAUUCUUAGCACCAUCAAGUAGUAUGAACAUAUCUAAUUCUUUCUCCAGUGAUGUUAAUCUAUGUGAGUAUGUUGUCGAUGAAGAUUCGAUUUGGAGCACUACAACAACAAGCUUAGAGAACUUUGAACAACCAACAGAAAUAACCCAAGUUAUGGUGCAACAAGAUACAAUUGGUAGUGACCAAGAUUUGGAUACUUCUUUGUUUAACAUGCUAAGUCUCAAUUAUGGCUUUGAGGAUCAUGACUUCCCUAGUAACAUCGUACCGAGCACCGGAGUGUAUGAUGAUAUGGCUUCCGGCAUGGAUCAAGUUGCAUGGUGUAACAAAUCUAUUACUUCUCCAUCUCUAAAUAACAUGUCAUAUUUGAUUUAAAGUCACUUUUAAUCCUAAUUAUAAAAUUUAUCAUAGUAGUUCUACAUUA